GUGGCUGUAGCGACAAUUCCCUCCCAUCCCCUUGGCUCCUAUCUCGCGCUAUCUGCUCGGUAAGAGUCCGGGGCGCUAGGACUGCACUGAUUGGAGGGGUCGGGACACAGUUGAUCACGUUUAUGCGUUUGGUUGGAAUGUUCCCCCUGCAAGAGGCACAGCCACGAAAGUGAGAGAAAGAAAGCAAGAUACGGUGGAACACAGCACUUCUUUAAGCUCCCCCAUACAACAUUUUCCAUGGGAAUUAUCUGUCGUUGCUACAGUUGUAUGUACAAGUUGCAACAAUAAAAAUAUUUGGCUUGUAAGACAGCUAAGUUUGGAGAACGGAUUUAAAAACGAAUAUUGCACGAGAAAGGUUUUUAUGGUACUGUGCUGCCUGAUCUUCACCGUCCACUGUUGGAAUGACAUCAAUCUGGACGCAGAUGAGAGCAACCAGUGCUGUUCCUUCUUCCUGGAUGUCUUCGGCUCCUUAAUGAGGUUUCUUCCGUCAUUGUUGAACUCCCUCUACACCCAACACCCCCCCACUCAAAGAGCAGGCCAUUCGCCCGUCUCGUCCUGUUGGACGGAGGAGAGCUUUGACACGGAUUGUGGACGAGAAGAACCAGUGAGAAGACAGCUUUAGUUUUUUAGCGCUCUCAUAAAGCUCCACCCCUUCCACCUUUGGGCGGGGCCUCGAUAACUCCCCUACAGACCAACCGUGUAACUCCAGUUUCUUAGCGGGAUGGCGGGAAUUCUGGCCCACGUCACCGUUCUAGGAGCCUGCUUCUUCCUUACACUCCGGGCAGAAGGCGGACAGGACCCGGACUACGUGCUCCAGGGCACAGGGGUGAAGCACAGUCCGGGCCCCUGGAGGGCCCCGGGGCCCGGGGAAGGCGGGACGCUGUCCCCCGAGGAUGCCCCGCGGUUCCUCAGCUGCUACUGCUCUGGCCACUGCCCCAAGGACGCCACCAACAGCACCUGCAGGACCAACGGGCAGUGCUUCGCCAUCAUAGAGGAGGACGAGCAGGGAGAGGCCGUCCUGAGCUUCGGCUGCGUGAAGUACGAAGGCUCCCACUUUCAGUGCAAGGAUUCUCCGCUCGCCCAGGCCAGACGGACGAUCCAGUGCUGCCAGACGGACUUCUGCAACCGGGACCUGCAGCCCGAGCUCCCCCCGGCCGUCACACGAGACCCGCUGUUCUCCAGCGCCCACUGGAUCGCCAUUUUGAUCUCGGUGACGGUCUGCUGCUGCACCCUCAUCGCCGUCAUGGUGGUCUGCUAUUACAGGUACAAGUGGCAGGCGGAGAGGCGGCGGUAUCAGCGGGAGCUGGUGCGGGACGAGGCCUUCAUCCCAGCAGGAGACUCACUGAAGGACCUGAUGAGCCAGUCGAGCACGGGCAGCGGGCUGGGCCUGCCCUUACUGGUGCAGCGCACCAUCGCCAAGCAGAUCCAGAUGGUGCGGCAGAUCGGGAAGGGCCGGUACGGCGAGGUGUGGCUGGGCCGCUGGCGGGGGGAGAAGGUGGCCGUCAAGGUGUUCUUCACCCGCGAGGAGGCCAGCUGGUUCCGCGAGACGGAGAUCUACCAGACCGUCCUCAUGAGACACGAGAACAUCCUGGGGUUCAUCGCGGCGGACAUCAAGAGCACAGGCGCCUUCACGCAGCUCUUCCUCAUCACGGACUACCACGAGAACGGCUCGCUGUACGACUACCUGCGCUGCACCACGCUGGACGGCCGCGGCCUGCUGCGGCUGGCCUACUCCGCCGCCUGCGGCCUCUGCCACCUGCACACCGAGAUCUACGGCACGCAGGGCAAGCCCGCCAUCGCCCACCGCGACCUCAAGAGCAAGAACGUCCUCCUCAAGAAGAACGGCGCCUGCUGCAUCGCCGACCUGGGGCUGGCCGUCAAAUUCAACAGUGAAACCAGCGAGGUGGAUGUCCCGCUCAGCUCGCGGGUGGGUACCAGGCGAUACAUGGCCCCAGAGGUGCUGGACGACAGCCUAAACAAGAACCAGUUCCAGGCGUACAUCAUGGCCGACAUCUACAGCUACAGCCUAAUCGUCUGGGAGAUGGCCCGCCGCUGCGUCACGGGAGGUAUAGCAGAGGAGUACCAGCUGCCGUACAGCGGCAUGGUGCCGGCAGACCCCUCCUUUGAGGAUAUGAGGGAAGUGGUUUGCGUGAAGGGCCUGAGGCCCACCCUGUCCAACCGCUGGAGCAGCGACGAGUGCCUCCGGGCUGUUCUGAAGCUGAUGUGCGAGUGCUGGACGCAGAGCCCCGCCUCCCGGCUCACCGCCCUGCGGGUGAAGAAAACCCUCGCCAAAAUGGUGGAGUCUCAGGACAUCAAGAUAUGAGGCGGGUCCGUUUCGCUCCCGGGCGGACAGAACUGCCAGCUCGGGGCGUGGUUUCUGAUGUCACGGCUACGAGGGAUCCAGGCUUCACCUCAAGGAAAGGGAAAAGGGAAAAAGGGGGGUGGGGAUGAGGGAGGUGGAGAGGGGCGGACCUGACUGUGGCGGCUCCUCCCACCCCCGUGUACGGCGCUGCCUCUGGCGCCCCCUGCUGGACAGCACUUUGUGGACCAUAUGUUAGACAGUCAGGCGCGUUGCCCCAUGGACCCAGAGUGCUGUCAGCACAGGCUCCCCCUCCCUUUUAUGAACUCACACUCUGAGGACCAGAGUGACAUCAGUGCUUUCUGUGAAAGCCGCAUGUUAAAUCAAGCAGGAGGAUGUAUGCACACACACACACACACACAGGAGGAACGCGGGAAACGAGUCGGAGAGAGGAGUCAUUCGAUCCCGAGUCUGGGCCUUUCGUUUGGCCUCGCAGUCGACCCCGUUGGGCGCUGUCGGCCCCUGGCAGCUAUGAGGAGUGGCGAUCUUUGGUCUCGUCAAAAUGACUCUCGCCGUGUGUCACAUUCACAUUCCACAGAGCUUCACCAGAAGUGAAAGAUAAUGGCUUCUCUAUGAAGACAACUGUCGGUGGCGGUGUGUCAAAAAAAAACAAUUCUGUUAAGUGUAAAGUUGCUGGGAGAAUAAGGUUGUGUGUGUGAGACCCGUCCUUGGCACAGGCCACAUUUGAGUAGGUAAAUGCUGUCACGCUGGUGUCUCAGUUUUACUGACGGUACAAUCAUUUGUUUAAAAACCAGCCCUUUCCUCCAGUCCUCAACACUUCCUUUGAUGAUUUUCCACGUGGUAACAGCAGGUUCCGCUUGUGCCAUACUCUAGAUAUGGAUGCUUUGUGUGCAGCCACACCCCUUCAUGAAUAUUUAAAAAGGCACCCGGAAGUCAAUCUGAUUGGUCCAGGCAGACUGUAGCGUGUAUAUAUGCAUGUAUGUAUGUCUGUACACACAUCACAUGAGCCCCGAUUACUGAUAAAAUCACACAGUGAAUAAUGCUGAAUGUGUGUCACAAACAAUAUAACAAUUUAAUUUAAUCAAGCGUGUAAUAAAAGAGGCAAAUACAAUGCAUAAUAUUUGCUACAUUUUAUUUAACAUUUUGAAUGUAAGCUCUGGGGGAAAAAUGUAACAAAAAGAGAAACCUGGGAGGAAGUUGUAUGAUUGUCUCACUGACUGUUAGGAGUGGCUGCAUUGCCUCACAUAGAUGGAAAACAUUUGAACUAAAAUCAAGAACAAGUUUUGCUUGAGCUCAUUUCUAUUUUCUCCAAGGUUGAAUUUUUUUUGUAGUAUGUUGGAAGGAGACAAUGUUUGAUUUGUUUCAGGAGUGAAUUGUCUACCUCCUCGCCCCCAUCUCAUUUUUACUGUUGGCACAAAAAAUCUUUAAAUUUAGCUUCACUGAGAAGACCCGUAGCCAUUUUGGCACACACAAAGAUUGCAAAUGCUUUUGUGUUAUUGGCUGGACCGCAACAGCAGGGCCAGCCCUACAAAGGCGAAUGUCUGUGACUGAGUGAGUGAGUGAUGAAGUUACACCAUUGGUCGGCCGGAUCACGUGUGUUAGGUCCAGCCAUACGCUAGGUUUUAACCUGGUCUUGUUUGUAGAAACCAGCAGAUGAAAAACAAUCCCUACAACUAUAAAUCAUGCAGAAUGUGCAUGUGUUGGAAACCAUGUCUGCAGUACGGUUUGCACCUGUUUUACAGUCAUUGUGUUGGUAAAUAAAUUUAGCUAUGUGUAGUGUAUAUUAAUGGACUCCCAAGCAGUAGUAGUAUGUUCUCUCCCUUUGUCUAUGUGUUAUAUAUAUGCAUAUAAGAAUAACCUCUAAACCUCUAUAACGUCUUUGUAUUUUGUACAGCAUCUGGUCCAAGUAAAAGGUGCCUUAAUAUGUUUACCAAGGGAAAAUGAAACAUUCAGUACACAGAUUAUGUCCAUUUUAUCAGUUUUUAAUUAAAUAAGCUUAUUUUAGUACAAAG
Molecule: messenger RNA, 4332 nt
Organism: Anguilla rostrata (American eel)
Lineage: Eukaryota; Metazoa; Chordata; Actinopteri; Anguilliformes; Anguillidae
Product: bone morphogenetic protein receptor type-1A-like
Exons: 14
Coding region: 722-2323 (533 amino acids)
Biological process (GO): protein phosphorylation; cellular response to growth factor stimulus; dorsal/ventral pattern formation
Cellular component (GO): signaling receptor complex; plasma membrane
Molecular function (GO): SMAD binding; ATP binding; transforming growth factor beta receptor activity, type I
Source: RefSeq, a predicted model, not a curated record